AGGAUGAUGAAGUUUAGGGUAGCUUGUCUUCAGCUAAAUCCCAAAAUCGGCAGCUUUAAUGAAAAUGCUAAGAGAGCAUCGCUGAUACUCAGUAAUUACUUCAGUAAACAUGAUAGCUUGUCCAAAAAGAAACUUGAUUUGAUUGUUUUGCCCGAGUUUUCAUUGACUGGAUAUAACUUUUCCAGUAAAGACCAUAUUAGACCAUACUUGGAAAAUAUUUCAAAGGGCAUUGAGCUGAAUAAUUUUGAUGAUUGUCCCUCAAUCAGCUGGGCUAUCGAUCUAUCAAACAAGUAUAAAUGUUUCACAUUAAUUGGAUAUCCUGAAAUACAUAAUGGCAAAAACUUCAAUUCCACAUGUUUAGUUCAUCCCAAUGGUUCCGUCGCCUUCAAUUAUAGAAAAUCCUUUUUAUAUGACACAGAUUACCAGUGGGAUUGUCAGGAGAAUCCCAAUGGAUUUCAAGUGUUUCCUGUUAAUUUAAGUGAUUCGGUCGAAGGUGCCAAUGAUAAAAAUACCAAAAAGACUAAUGUAUCAAUAGGAAUUUGUAUGGAUUUAAACCCUUAUAAGUUUGAAGCACCCUUUAUGGAUUUUGAAUUUUCAACUUUUUGCAAAACAAACCAUUGUUCUUUGAUCUUAUGUCCAAUGGCAUGGUUGAAUUCAAGCUCCCCAUCAUUAAUUCCUGAUAAAAAAUCAAAUCAAUUGAAUGAGAAAAAAAACUAUUAUAAAAACAUAUUUGAUGCUUAUGAGAAAGAUGGAAAUGAAUCCAACAUUGAAUACAAUUGUGACAAUUCAAACACAAUAACGAAAAAUAAUUUUAAUUUUGAUACUCAAAAUGAAAAAUUUGAUUACUUUAAAAAGAAUUAUUCAAAUUUGAAUUAUUGGAUCUUAAGGUUUUUUCCAUUUAUUAACACGAUCUAUUAUAAAAAUUCCAUCGAAUCAUUUUAUUUACCUCAAGAUAAAAACGAGUCAACUCAUGUUAUUAUUUGUAAUAGAGUUGGAAUAGAAGAUGAUAUAUUAUAUGGAGGAUCCUCUUCAAUUCUAAAAUUUAACGGAAAAUCACCAUUUGCUUCCAAAGACCCUGGCAAUGAUUUUUCCGAAUAUGAUAUUACCAAUUCAAGUAUUGAAAUAUUAGGAAGUCUAAAUAUGGGUAAUGAAGGUAUAUUAGUGAGAGACAUUGAUAUAAGCACCACAUGAUAAAAGAAUAGUAUAAUAGUUUUUAAGUGUGUAGUCAAUACAUGAGAAAAUUAAAAGAUAAUCCGGUUUUUCCGUUGUGCAUGAAGAAGCAUUGUAGAUCUGUGUCAAAAAGGCACCAAAGAACAAUAAAAACUAAAACAUCCCCGGCUUUAAAUGUGGCAUAAUAAAGAAUCUUCUUAAAAAAAAG
Ascoidea rubescens DSM 1968 is the source of this 1378-nucleotide messenger RNA. It is a transcript of the gene NTA1, whose product is annotated as amidase. The record is from RefSeq and is a predicted model, not a curated record. Gene Ontology annotation, molecular function: protein-N-terminal asparagine amidohydrolase activity; protein-N-terminal glutamine amidohydrolase activity. Lineage: Eukaryota; Fungi; Ascomycota; Saccharomycetes; Ascoideales; Ascoideaceae. The coding region runs from base 4 to 1191 and encodes 395 amino acids. The transcript has a single exon. Gene Ontology annotation, biological process: protein catabolic process.